AUGUAUUUGCGUUAUAAAGUACGCUAUAAACUUCAUGGAUCUGUAAGUAAAACUCAUGAAGGUUAUCUAAAGCAAUCUCUGCUAAGCACUGGCUCCACUGUUGCAUGUGACCAACUCGAUACAACUGAUCAGCUCCCAAGUCCUGAAUAUGUUUCUUUUGCUUAUUCAAAUCAUCCUACAUCUCAUUCUGAAUGUGUUUCUACAGGAUCUUCAUUAUAUGGGACAGUUACGGUCAAACCUACUUCGCUUAUCAGUAAAAUUAAUUACUAUCCUUUAGCUCCAGAAACCGUUCAUUUAUCUUCAGAAGAGUAUGGAGGGAGUUCCAGUUCAUCAAACACUGAAUGUUCCAAUGAGUAUGUUGUCUCUGGUGAUAACUUGAGUUGUCCCAAGUCUAGCAUCAAUAUCGGGAGUUUGACAGAUGUAAAGUGGUUGUCUGAACAAUGUAGAAAGGAUGACAUCCACAGUUUUCCUUAUGAAUUUCCUUGCGAAGACUCAAAACGACGCAGCUUCUGUAGCAAACAUCAGAAAAUCUCCUCUAAGUAUAGAUCCAAACGACUCGACUCAACAUCUGAUAAUCUUUUUCCUACUUCACUUUCCUCACCUACGGACAAUAGUGUGUGUAACCGAGUUAACACCUGUAAUCAUGGCGGUAUCCAAUCGCAUUAUUUAUGUAGUGACACAUUUUGUUUUACGUCCACAGGUAGAAUGCACACAUAUGGUAUUUAUCACCAAAAUAAAUGUGAAUCUACUGUACCAGAUAAGCUCGCCUUAAGCACCACAAAUGCACACAAUGAUGACUCACAGCUUCAUUCACCAACGAAAUCUGUGAUUGGUCGCUUUUUUUCAGUCUCACCCAACCAUCGAUUGUCAGAUUUGUUACCUAAUUCUCAAAAUAGUCUGAAUAAUUCGAAGGUCGUUCGCCAGUCAGAUAAAAAGAAAAUGAGUUCUGAAUCACUCUCCGUAAGCGAUAUUCAAGAUAUUUAUUUACGUUCCUACGUACGUGUUAACAAUACCAGUGAACAUCGGAAACAAAGAAGUGAGAAAGGUAAACAAAUGAAAAUGAAAAGUGAUCACUUACAUACCGAUUGUUUUGUCGGAAAUCAAGAUACUUCAGAUAAUUCUGACGACUCUGUUUCAGAUAUUAAUAGUGAAUAUGACAAGAUUGUCAGUCAUCAUUGUAAACAUGAACAACCUCCAUUGUGCCAAAAGCAAAUAAAACCUCAUGCGCAAAACAGUAUUAUGAACGAUGUUUCCCGCCAAAACAAACAGUUAUUUCCUCAUGUACACGCCUUACGAUGUGCGGAUGAGGAAGUAAUGUCUUACGAAACUAGUUUAUCAUCACUUCAAUCCUCAGCAUGGUCAUCUGUCUGUCCAGGUGAUACUUCUGUGAUAACUCCUCGUUCUUACAAAGUCGAUCAUUUAAGAGUACCUCUCCCUGGUCUUGCAGUUGAUCAUUCGUCCGAAUGUUCUUUACGUGAUUCAGCUUCUCUUCAAUCUCACAGCAAUCGCAAUUCAGGAUCACGAAGCUCAAAUUUAAGAAGUAGUGUUGCGGAUGUUUGUCAGCGAUUAAAUUCAGGACUUGAUAAUAAUGGUAAAAACACUUCGAAAAUAUCUGGAAGUUCGUCGUAUCAGUCAUUUUCGCCACCUUAUGUGAAUAUGCUUCCACCUACUCGAUCAUCCGACUUAUCGUCAAGUUCCCCAUCUUCUGAGAAUGUGUCUUCUAGCAGGGAUACUAACAAAGUCAGUAGACGUACUCCACGGCUGUCAUCAGGAAUCCAAAAUUUGGAAACAAAUCCGCCUAAAAGCACAUUGCGUCAUAAUUGCAAACCAGUCAAUAAAACAUCUCGUGUGUAUAAUCCUCUUCAGUUAUCGAAAGGUUCUUGUAUUGCCCAACAUGUGUCGGAAUCUUCUUCAACUCUCUCUGUAAAUGAUCCUACAGACAUGAAUGUUUAUAAUGUCGAAAAUCAUUUUCAAAAGUAUGACAUUCAGACAGAUGAUCGUACACAAGAAUAUGAUUGUGUUCUAAAUCAAAGUAAAAAAAUUUCGGCAUUGGCUGCAAAAAUAUCUCAUUAUCUUGAAAAUGGGAGAGAAGCCAAAGUCAGAAAGUUUUUGAAUAACAUGUUACGCAAACCUGAAUCAAGACAUGUUGUAGAUAAACUAAUUAGAUAUUGUGGAAACAAUUUGCAGAAGUUACUUAACCCUAACGAAGUGACAACUCUUCAGGAUCUCCGAAGUAAUUCUACCUGUUCUUUGUUGCAUCUUGCGGCUUCACUUUCUGACUUGAGGACAUCAUAUAUGCCAGAAAUUGGUUCCUAUAAGAAUGUUCAUUCGCGUAGACGUGGUAGCUGUGGCAGUGUAACUUCUAACCCUUUGAAUACUAUGUCUUACGGUCGUUCUUGGGCUCCUGCUGUGCAUAAUUGGUCUACUCUCGAUCGUUCCUAUGAAUUAUCGCCAUUUCAGGGAAAAAGUAUUUCCUCCUUACAUUCAUCCAAUGCUGUUCGUUUCAUAAAGUGGCCUUCUAAUGGAUGUAUUGAAAGUAGACCUCCUCCAUUACCUCCUCCACCCCUUCCUUUGCCUCCAGUUUUGCUCAAAACAACAAUUUUACCAUGCGAUCAAAGGAUUCAAAUGAUAGACGCAAAUGCUCUUGAAGUCACUAAUCGUAUUCAUACAACGUUCUCUGAUCUAAUUUCUGAUCUCACGACUGGUUUGGAAAGUGAUGUUGAAGUUGUGCGUUCACUGUACAGAUGGACUACAGGCAAAGAUAUAAGAUUUGAAGAUUAUGAUCCCGAAGCUCCACCUGAUUCACUGAUUGGAAUGUUGAGACAAAUGAAAUAUAAUCAGUUGUCACGUAAUGAAAUGUUUUACGAACUAUGUCGCUACUCUUAUUCGGAGUAUUUGAACUGGAAGCAAUGA
Molecule: messenger RNA, 2913 nt
Organism: Heterobilharzia americana
Lineage: Eukaryota; Metazoa; Platyhelminthes; Trematoda; Strigeidida; Schistosomatidae
Source: the annotation of a GenBank genome assembly